Prunus armeniaca (apricot) is the source of this 249-nucleotide messenger RNA. The record is from the annotation of a GenBank genome assembly. NCBI's taxonomy places the organism in Eukaryota, Viridiplantae, Streptophyta, Magnoliopsida, Rosales, Rosaceae.
AUGCAGUGGCCACUUCAAUUUUUAAUUAACCCCAUUAUCAUCAAGGCCAUUGCUUCUGCACAAGGAAGAAAGGACGCUAAGAAGCGUGGCAUCAUCAAAUCCAUUUCCGUCAAGGGCAGGUUAGUGCGCUUUGUCAGCACACCAGCAGUUAUGGAGAGGUUUGUCAGUAUUGAAAGGGAGAUUUUGCAGAUUGAGAGUUCAGUUCAACUGGAGGAAGGUAUCUCAGUUUUCCUCAUGGCUUAUGCGUGA